Molecule: messenger RNA, 1382 nt
Organism: Osmerus eperlanus (European smelt)
Lineage: Eukaryota; Metazoa; Chordata; Actinopteri; Osmeriformes; Osmeridae
Exons: 7
Coding region: 86-1174 (362 amino acids)
Source: RefSeq, a predicted model, not a curated record
CCAGGAGGGUGCCGGCACCACUCUCGGUGAAGAAGUUGAGCAAGUGAAUAGUUUUCUCUCUUGAUGUGCCCUUACCACCAAGUAUAUGGCCAAGUCAGUAAGAACUGACAUGCUGACUGUCCAUGCUAUGGGGUGGAAUGAACGGAAAGAGAAUGGCCUCCAUAUAGCCUUGUCUUCCAGAUUCAAGAAGACAGUAGAGAAGACUGUGGAUGUAGCUGAGAGCCUGAAGACAAUGCAGGGGCAGUUGCAUUGCUGUGAUGACAUGCUGAAACAAUGGGUUGUUGAUGUCAAGCAGUGGGCCAGUAGCAGAAGUGCAGUACCUGGUCCUGUUGAUGCUCAAAGUUUGCAGAUCACAAUCGAAGCACUCUUUGUGAGCAUUUGUCAGAAAAAGCACUACCUUUACAGACAGAAUGAUCGCAACAAAAGGCGACAGAAAAUAACUCAAAAGAUAGCCCAGGAAAAGAAACGGUUGCUGGAAGACAUCCAGAGAUACAACCAACAGCCUGAUGGUGACCUUGUGGACACAGACUUAGUUGUGCAGAAACUCUCUAACAAAGCUGCAGAGAGCAUGAUCUGGCCUUGGCAGGAACAGAACACAGACGGUGUGGACAUCCUCACAAAGAAGAAGCUCUUUGACCACGUAAUGCUUGCCUCACGACUAAAAGAGGAAAAGCAGAUCCUUGUGAAGGAGAUGCUGCAGCACUGCCAGUACCUCAAGGACUCAGUGGCAAAGGUCCAGACACUGAUGGGCACUGUUUUAGUGAGCACACAGACAGGAAGCUUGCCAAAUGGAUUAACCGAGGAGGGGUCCAAGGGCCUCAUCAGUGCACUAAAGAGAAGACUGCAAGACCUGAGACUCCAACAGCAGACCAUAGCAGGCACCUACAGAUGCACUCUCAAACCAAGUAACAGACUGGUGGAAGAGGAGGACAGGGAAAUGGAGGAAGAUAUGGACUGGCAACGUGGCAACAGCUCGGCAAUGAUAGUGAUGAGGAGGAGGAUGCAGAGAAUUGAACUCAAGUCACUUGGAUUUGAAUCACUCAGUCACAGCUGUAAUCGCCUGAGACCUAACUUGAUAUACUGUGAUGUAUACUAUGUGUUCUCUCCCUUUGAUCUCUCUCUCCAGAGCAUGACUGCAGCAGAGCACAGAGCAUUAUUUGUAAAUGAGUGGUAGAACAUAACACUUAACUUAUAACAUGGGUGAGUGGGUGACCUAGCUAACGUUUUCGGGUUUUUGUUUUAGAUUCACUGUUAGGUAAGGGAGCGCGCUGGCUCCGCCUUCCCAUUGCGGGGAGGGCCAGCGGCUAUCAGGUUUUGGUUUUAUUUUCACUAACUCAGUCUUGUUUUUCUGUUCAAUAAACUUUGGUAUUAUUUUUUACAUA